Molecule: messenger RNA, 1014 nt
Organism: Aureobasidium uvarum
Lineage: Eukaryota; Fungi; Ascomycota; Dothideomycetes; Dothideales; Saccotheciaceae
Source: the annotation of a GenBank genome assembly
AUGCGCAUCUCAACAAUCAGACAACGUCGCGCACACUCGGCCGUACAAAGACGCACAUUCAAGCAAGUCGCUGCUGCCAUUCCCACGAGGUCAAUCGAGGCUCCUUCAAUCACGCCGCACUUCCCAGAAGAACCUGGAUGCGCUUCGAUAGUCGUCGACUGCAAAUCCGGUAUUGCUCAAAUCGAAAUAGCCAAUGGCGGAAACACGGGAACAGUCAGCUACGACUGCUCGCUAUCUGGACAGAAGACCUAUUCUGUCACUCUCGAGCUUGGAGUAUUCAAUCCAUCUGCACCUCUUCGCUUGGAAGUACUUGGUUGCAAUGGCCGUGUCAAGCGAACUCCGGAUGCCUGGAAAAUGACAACUCAGGAUGUCAUUCACAUUGACAAUUCAAACAUCGUUUUGCGAAAACAAUCCGCGACUGGUAUCGACGUACGAACUAGCAAUGGCGACGAGGAAGCCGACGAAAUCCCUGAUGGCCAUAAGUGGGCAGUUCUACUCCAGGAGAAGGGCGCAAAUGGCAAGCUCACACGCGCAAAGACAAUUGACUUGCGAAUUGGCGCCAUCCUCGACGGAGCGGUUGUAUACUACGAGGACGGACACACGACACCUUGUGGACUUCGCUAUGGCCACGGCGGCGCCAAGCAUUACUUUGGCGGCGGCAACUCUCAGAAGUUGCACAUCCCUCCAGGUGUCGAUAUUGUCAAAGUAGAGGUGAACAGGUUUGGAUGGGGUAACCAGGUGUUGGGUGGUAUUAUCAUGACUUUGUCAGACGGAACCAAGGCAGGGUGUCUCAACGGCCAUUGGUUGGCCAGUUCAAUGUUCAAGAACAACGAUGUCAAGGUGAUGGAAGCGGGAGUGGGAGAGAAGAUUAUCGGGUUCUUUGGCACGUCUGUUCAUUAUACGAACGAGUUUGGUAUCAUCACUGGGCCGGCGGGUGUGGAACUUCCACCCCAGACAUACGAUAUGGCAGAGCUGCAGAACAUUCAAGCUCGAGACUGGGCUGGCAACAAGUAG